This is a messenger RNA of Punica granatum (pomegranate), 435 nucleotides long. The record is from RefSeq and is a predicted model, not a curated record. NCBI's taxonomy places the organism in Eukaryota, Viridiplantae, Streptophyta, Magnoliopsida, Myrtales, Lythraceae.
AUGGCACGCGAGCUCGUUGUGCUAGCCCUGGCUGCCUUGGCCGUUGUCGGCUCAGUCUCGGCCUCGGCAUCAGCGCCCUCACCCUCGCACUCGCCUGCCUCCUCCCCGAAGGCCUCACCAUCCCCCAAGGCCUCCGCUCCUUCUCCGGCCUCAUCCCCCAAGGCAUCGGCUCCUUCCCCCAACCAAAUCUCCACUGCCCCCUCAGGCUCCUCGACCGGCUCCCCAUCCUCGGCCCCUUCCGUUGCUGAGACCCCCGAAUCCGUGAUCUCAGCCUCCCCCACCCCAUCGGCCGCCGCCGGGCCCAUCGCCGACGGUCCCAGUGACAGUGCUGAUGAUACCCCUGCACCCGCCCCCGCGAAGAACGGCGCCUCCGCGCUCCAAAUCUCCGCCUACACCGGUGCCGCCGCCGCCGCCGCCGGAUACCUCUUGUUCUAA